Molecule: messenger RNA, 1198 nt
Organism: Copidosoma floridanum
Lineage: Eukaryota; Metazoa; Arthropoda; Insecta; Hymenoptera; Encyrtidae
Gene: nudC
Product: nuclear distribution C, dynein complex regulator
Biological process (GO): protein folding
Cellular component (GO): cytoplasm
Source: RefSeq, a predicted model, not a curated record
CCGCAUGCGUUUGACUUGAUCAAGUAUUCAUUUCAAAGGGAACGUCUUGUGAAUUGUUGGAUUAAAUACUUGAAAAGACCUAAACAUGACGACCGACGAACAAAAAUUCGAUGGGUUAUUGUUGUCGUUGGCUCAACAGCACGAAGGAGGUGUCAAAGACCUGCUUGAAACGAUAUUCAGUUUUUUGGCUAGAAAAACAGACUUUUACACAGGUGGAGGAGAAGGAGCAGCAGAGAAGCUUGUUAUGAGUAUACUAAAAAAGUACGAAGCCACAGCAGUAGCUAGGACAGAAACAGAAAAAGCUGAACGAGCUGAACAAGAAAGAAAGAGGAAGGAAAAACUUGAAAAAAAGAAAAAAGAAGAGCAAACUGCAUCGUUUGAGAGUCUAACUGAUGAUGCAAAAAUUGUAGAACUCACGGAUGAACAGGCCAGCAAACUUCAAAGUGAAAUAGAUGCCAAAAAAUCGGUAGAAGAAAAUAAACCUAGUGUCAGUACAAGUAGUACUGAAGAUAAAAAAGAUAUCAAAGUAGAUGAAGAAGAAGAUGAAGAAGAGAAGAAUAAACUGAAACCUAACAUUGGCAAUGGUGCUGAUUUGCCAAAUUACAAAUGGACACAGACUCUUCAAGAUCUCGAGGUGAACAAGAUGCAGUGGUGGUCUCACGUUGUGACCAGCGACCCCGAGAUUAGUACGAAAAAGGUCAAUCCAGAGCCGAGCAAACUCUCCGAUUUGGACGGUGAGACGCGAGGUCUCGUUGAAAAAAUGAUGUACGACCAACGACAGAAGGAGCUCGGUUUGCCGACGUCCGAAGAACAAAAGAAACAGGAUGUCAUCAAAAAGUUCAUGGAACAGCAUCCGGAAAUGGAUUUUUCAAAGUGCAAAUUCAAUUGAACAUCAAAAAUCUUCAUUUAAACUUGUUCGUUUCGAAAAAUUUUCACUUUUUUUACGUUUUUCUUUUUAUACAUGUUUUUGCAUCAAACUUCAUUUUAUUGUAUUCAAUGUCUGACGUCAAGUUUCAAAAGGACAUUAUUCCUUACAGUAAGUAAUGCAAAUAAAAGUUUUUACAAUUUUUCAUAGCUCUCGCUGCUUCAGUCUUCUGCUCGAACAGCUUUUUUUUUAUAUUUUUUUGUUAAAUACAUGUAAUAUUGUUAGCGUGAUUUCAUAAUAAAAUUAAUCUCACACAUUUCAGCUUACGCUCAC